Molecule: messenger RNA, 1939 nt
Organism: Phlebotomus argentipes
Lineage: Eukaryota; Metazoa; Arthropoda; Insecta; Diptera; Psychodidae
Product: leucine-rich repeat-containing protein 15-like
Exons: 3
Coding region: 297-1781 (494 amino acids)
Cellular component (GO): extracellular matrix
Molecular function (GO): protein binding
Source: RefSeq, a predicted model, not a curated record
AGGUGAUAUCGCGCACCUGUUGAAUCAUUUCCUACUGUGAAAUUGCCAAAGAGUGUAUCAAAAGCCAUCUUCUCUCCUUCCUGAGUCCAUUUGGAGGAGAAUUUUACAGGUGAAAGUGACAAAAGGUGAUCAACUAAGGUUUUUUAAAUGUAACACAGCGAGAUUAGUUAUUAGUGCAUAGAAAAUCCAGAGGAAAAGGUGGUUUUUGUGAAAAUUAACCUGAGACACGCCCUGAGACUGUGAUAAGUGAAAAGCUCCGCAGAGCUUUUAUCAAUUUCUGAGUGCAUUUUCCAAAAAUGAGGCGAGAGGUGGCCUGUUUCCUUCUCUGCCUCCUGGCUGUGUCUGUCUCAGGAGGAGACAACAAUACGACCGAAGUUGCGGCGAAAAAGGAUGACACAAAGGAUUCCAGUGUGAUCUGUUCCUCGUGCAUCUGCGACAAGGACACCAAUCUCCUGGAUUGUAGCGAGAGGAGCUUCAGGGAUAUGCUGUUGGCAGAAGAUUGGACACCACUUAACAAGAGCUUUAGCGUCUACGUUGUGCACUUCACCAGGAAUCAACUGACAAAGAUUCCGGCUUUUCCUGAGCUGCCCAUCCAAGAACUCGAUUUCAGUCACAAUGAGAUCAACACAAUCGAGAAGAGGGCUUUCAAGGAGCUGCGAAAUCUCGUGUAUCUUGAUCUCUCCAACAAUCGCCUGGACAUCAACUCAAUCAAUCCCGAUGUGUUUGAGGGACACUAUGAUCCUGAUGAGUAUGAACCACUGAAUAAAUUGAGGACGCUUAAGCUGGAUAACAACAAUAUUCAUGCUCUCAAAUCGGAGAACUUCGAGCACUUGCCACACUUGAGAUCGCUGAGUUUGGCGGGAAAUCCUUUUCAGGUGAUUGAUUCGCAGUCCGAAAUGGCCAUCACGAGCAUCAGAUAUUUGGAGUUCUUGGACCUCAGCAGAAUGGAAUUGAGUGGUAUUCCGCCACAUCUUCUGCACACACCGCGCGCACUGAAGACCCUCAACAUCACGGACAACCUUCUGACGCAAAUUCCCGAUGCCUUGGUAUUUGCCAAGAAUCUGGAGAAUUUGUAUCUGGACAACAACUUAAUUCCCAGCUUGGGCACAAAUCGCACAAAGUUCGCGCUGAUGCCCAAUUUGCAGUUCCUCAGCCUCUCAUCCAUGCCAUUGCUGGAGAGAGUCGAAGCUGGUGCUUUCAGUGGUCUGACUGGACUCAAGACCCUGAGGAUGAGUGAGAAUCCCAAGUUGUACUUCAUCCACGGCGAUGCCAUGAGUCGCCAAGGAGCUGAGGAUCCUUCUCGAGAGGAAUGGCCAGAUUUGACUCACCUUUAUCUGCACAACAAUAACCUCACCACAAUCGAUAUGAUGAUGCUGGCUAAUUGGGAACAUCUGGAAGUGCUAGACAUCCGUCACAAUCCCUGGCUCUGCGACUGCAGCAAUCAGUGGAUGGUGGAUCGCCUCCUGGGACAUCUUCACGGAGACACAGAGCGCCUGCUUGAGGACGUGAUCUGUGAGCAUCCAAUCGAGAUGCGCGGCACGAAGAUGAUCGAUCUGGAGAACACGCAGCUGAGGUGUGUUGACAAGUACGGCCAUCGCCCUGAGCACGACGGAGUGAUCCUCAUGGGAAUGCUGAUCGGCAUCUUGGUGGGCAUUCCCAUAUCCCUCAUGAUUGUCCUCAUUUACCGGCGCGGAUGCUUCGGGCUCCUCGCGCCCCGCGGACCAGCCGACUACUCCAGGGCAUUCUACAAGAGGGCCGGACAAGAUGACAUGUACUAUUGAGGGGAGGUCGAGCAUCAACAUCACAUUCGAAAUGAACAUUCUGUCACAUCUUUUGUAUAAAAUUGCUCUCUUGGCGACUGAUGAGAACUUUUAGUGGCUGAAAGAGCAUUUUCCCAUAGAAAAUUUCAAUAAAAACACUAUUUUUACUUUAUCACGCA